GGAAAUACAGGGAUCCUAUUUUUUUUCCCACAAACUUAAAAGCAGCAGUUGGGAGGCAUCCUCAGCGCUGGUGUUCUCUCUGUUCCUUUUGGAGUUGAUUAUGCACUUGAGGGGAAACGAAAUCAUCAUAUAUACUCAUUUAAUGCUCUUUUAAGUCACAGGAAGAAGCUACUUUAAGAAAAAGAUCAAACCAAAAUGACGACUGCUCAAUUUGAUUGUCAAUACUGCACAGCCUCACUUCUUGGGAAGAAGUAUGUACUAAAGGAUGAUAAUCCAUACUGUGUUUCAUGUUAUGAUCGUAUCUUUUCUAACUAUUGUGAGGAAUGCAAAGAACCAAUUGAAUCAGAUUCCAAGGAUCUUUGUUACAAACAAAGGCACUGGCAUGAAGGAUGCUUCAAGUGCACCAAAUGCAAACACUCUCUGGUGGAAAAGCCUUUUGCUGCCAAGGAUGAGCGCCUGCUGUGCACAGAGUGCUAUUCUAAUGAGUGCUCCUCUAAAUGCUUCAAAUGCAAAAGGACCAUCAUGCCUGGUUCUCGCAAAAUGGAGUUUAAGGGAAACUACUGGCAUGAAACCUGUUUUGUGUGUGAGCUUUGCCUACAGCCAAUAGGCACAAAGCCCUUGAUCUCCAAAGAGAAUGGAAAUUACUGCCUGCCAUGUUUUGAGAAGAAGUUUGCUCAUUACUGCAACUUUUGCAAUAAGGUGAUAUCUUCAGGUGGGAUAAUGUUUCAUGACCAGCAAUGGCAUAGAGAGUGUUUUCUGUGUAGUGGCUGUAGGAAAGAGCUUUGUGAAGAAGAAUUUAUGUCCAAAGAUGAUUAUCCAUUCUGCAUGGACUGUUACAACCAUCUUUAUGCCAAAAGGUGUGCAGCAUGUACCAAACCCAUUACUGGUCUCAGAGGAGCCAAGUUUAUAUGCUUUCAAGACCGCCAGUGGCACAGUGAGUGCUUUAACUGUGGAAAGUGCGCCAUCUCCUUGGUGGGUGAGGGCUUCCUGACCCAGAGCAUGGAAAUCUUCUGCCGAAAAUGCGGUUCUGGGGUGGACACUGACAUCUAGGUAGUGAUGGUAGUCUUUCUCCACCAGAAAUCCAUUUUGUCUUUGUUCUCACUAAAUCCAGAACUGAGUUGCAGUAGURUUUUUUUUAACUUAGGUUUUAGAAAAUUGGGCACAAAAAGAGCAGUUUACCAAAAGAAUAUUUGUUAAAUCACAAAAUCAGCUCACCUUGCAAAAUACUGCUCUCUGCUGUUAGAAACAUGGGAAAAUAUUUCUUCAUAAUUGAGUAUAUAACCUGUACCUAGAAGUUGUGGAUAUUAUUACUGAAGAAUGACAGUUUUCAAAACUACAGAGUAAAAAAAUCAAAGAGUUAAAUUGAGAGGUAUAAAUUAGGCUAACGUUUGUAUUCUAGCUAGUGAGUUACAUAUAAUGUGAUAGAUGAAUGGUAGAACAAGGUUUAUAAACAAAGAUUGAUUUGUGAUGAUCAUACUUAAAAAUUGUCAUUUUUAUUUUUCUUUCUCUUAUUUAAAGUUCUUUUUUUAUCAGUGAAUAUUUAUUAUGCAAGAGAGUGGUUUUUUAAAUCAUUCUUUUACUGUUCAAAUGUACUGACUUUGGAUUUAAGAAACAAAGCUGCAGUCUGCCCUCAUACACACUGCUUCCCCAGGUUCCUCAGCCUGUUGUUACCCAGGUUUAAUCAAUGCAAUUUAAGAACUGUGUAUGUUAGGGCUCUCAUAUUUUGCAUUGGUAUCAAGGGGAUCAUUUCUACCUAGGAAUAGCCAAAGCAUGAGUUUCAACACUCUGUAUUAAUUGUGGGCUUUGAAAAUACAAUUAACAGAAUGAUUUAAAAAAACCACUCUCUUGCAUAGUAAAUAUGCACUGAUAAAAAAUAACUUUAAGAGAAAGAAAAAUGCUUACAGAUUCCAUAAAGUACAAGUUUAUUCUUUCAAGUAAAACUAACCAGGAUAAUCAUUCUCUCCCAAGGCAAAUCUCUAAAGUAAAUAUAUCAUUAAGUCAUCAAUAGUGGAAAUGAAUUUUAGGGAAGUGAUUGAGUGUUCUAGCAUGACUUUUAUCCAGAUAUCUGAAGGCAUAAUAUAAUGCAUAAUUAGCUCUGAGCCUCGUGCAUUUUGCUUGCUAAAAUUACAUAGAUGAUUAAUGGAUAGGCUUAAAAGUGGGCUUUAAAGACAUCUAGUUAAUUGAGUCAUAUAUAAUAAAUUAGAAUAAAAAAUAAAUAAAAUAAAAUAAAAAUUGAAAAAGAACAAUUCACAGUAGAGCCGUGCUGGCUAUAGAUGAUCCCUUCCUACUACUCCUCCCUACCUAUGCUGUCCACCUUGCCCCAAGCCAACCAUUCCUCAGCUCGUAAAUCUGCUACAUGAUCAGGAGCUGCACUCCUAACUCUAAGUAGCUUCUCUAUAAAUAAGUCAGUAUUUAUUAGGCCACAAAGAAAAUUUGAGUGAAAAGUCUCUCACCAUAUGUUGAUCUUUGUAUCAGACGUUAACUGAUAGUGACACACCUAGCUGUCUCCAGAUGAUAUUUUUACCACAUUAUUUGGGACAAAUGGAAAACAGCCUGUGCUCUCCGUGGUCAGUUACUAGUUAGAGCAGCUCCUGGGUAGGGUGGAGGAAGGUUGGGUAAAAAACCCAUAUAUAUAUAUACUUUCAGGUUACUGCAGAGCAUAAGAUGUUCUGACUGAAAUAUAGGUUGUGGCUCAUUAGAACAAUGACAAUAGCAUCACAUAAAAUUCAAUUAAAAUUGUCAUUAAGACAAUUUUUAAAAUGUUUUAUAAUGCAGGGGUAUUUAAAGAUGCUAACAAUUCAGAGAUUUGAGAGAUCAGGCUCUAUAGAGUAUUUGAAACUACAACUGAGGUAAAAUAUGAGAUAUUUUCUCAUAUUCAUAUUGUAAAAUGACAAACUAUCCACGUUUUCCUACAUUAUAUGAAAUUGCAGGUGUAGAACUAUCAUUUGCCAAUUGCUUCAUUAUUAUUAUUAUUAUUAUUAUUAUUAUUCCAUUCAAAAUAUAGAAUACAGGAGAUGCAACAUUUUCUCUGUUACUCAAUUGUAGACAAACAUACAACACAUAAUGCUUUUUUGUUAAAUAAUUAGUAGUAUUUAGUAAUUUUGCUAUGUAGGUGAGUAUGCAUAUGAUCAGGCUUGCAUUUAAUCUCUACAAUUAAAAUUUACCAGAUCACUUUUACAUUGGGAUUUUUUAUCAUUCUUGAAUAACUAUAGUUUGUAUAUAUAUUUUCACAUAAAAUAGUUCAUAUUUAAAAGGUGGCUUAGUCAUCAAACGUGUUUAUACAUGUACUGUGUCCAAAAGUAGACCUCACACUGUUUUGCAUCUGAAGUGACGACAGGGUGAAUCCAGGCAUGGAAUUGUGGAUAUGCCAGAUGCAGAGAAUCCUCCUUUACAGCGUAGACAAAGCACCCUAUAGACAUAACACACAUCUGCAAAACAACUAGGAAAUAAGGCCUCAUUAGAUUGAUAUCCACACCAAAAAAAAAAAAAACUGUGAAAAUCAUAUAGCUAACUUAUUUGAUUUAUACAAUAGAGAGAAAAGCUCUUUUAAUUGACUUAUCCAAAAAUGGAAUAAGCUGCCUCAGGAAACAGUGGACUGACUCCCCAUGACUCCGGGUGACAUCUACACAGGCAGGAAAGUUGUUAGAAGCAAAUUGCAUGUGCUAAUAAGAAAUGAAUGGCUUGAAAGCAGCAGAGAGGUGGUACCAGAGCAGGGAGAAAUGAGAUUGCUAAAAGAGAAAGUGUCAGAGGAAGGAAUAAUAUUAAUUCUUAGGAUAAAAAGUGUAUAUAUAACAGGCCAUAGAAAGUUACCAACUUUUCUCACAUGGGGAUGAAAAAGAAAAUCAUGAUAGUAUUUGUGGGAACUAAAGGAGGCAGGGUUCCAAGGCUUAGAUUUCUUCCUACAGAGGUUCAUUCAUGUGGUUAGUGGCAACAAAAAAUGAAAAGAGAAGAUGCCCAAGAUAAUGCAGGCUUGGAGCUAUAUUUGUUAAUUUUUUUGGUCAACAAAUCAAAAUAUUUUAUGUUGUCGUUUUGGGGAUUAAAGAUGACAAAGAAAAGCAAAAGAGAACUGUGGUUUCAAUGAUUAUGGGGAGCAUACCCAGGGGCUCAAUUUUUAAUUGAUGAAAUCAUAAAAUAUGUUAUACGAGAACCAACUAGCACCAUUCAUUAAGUGUAAUGCAAUUGUGCCACAGUCACAGGUUCAAAACUUAAUCAUUAUAAUUAAAUAUAU
Urocitellus parryii (Arctic ground squirrel) is the source of this 4228-nucleotide messenger RNA. It is a transcript of the gene Fhl5, whose product is annotated as four and a half LIM domains 5. Gene Ontology annotation, molecular function: transcription coactivator activity. The record is from RefSeq and is a predicted model, not a curated record. Gene Ontology annotation, biological process: positive regulation of transcription by RNA polymerase II. Gene Ontology annotation, cellular component: Z disc; nucleus. Lineage: Eukaryota; Metazoa; Chordata; Mammalia; Rodentia; Sciuridae.